CACACGCACACACACACUUUUACAAAUGCAGCGUGCAGGACUGGACCGGCUGGAGGGAAUCGGGUCUGAUCAGAAGCUUUGAUGCGUGAAGGAUGUAGAGCCAGAGGUGGGGGCAGGAUGGAGUGCUCCUGGAAGACGGUGCUGCUGCUGGUGUGUGCGUCUCUGGGGGUCCAGUACACGGCCAUCCGGACCCUGAGGGACUCCAUGUCUGGACCCUGUCAGGGAGCCUACCGCUGCCAAAGCAGAUACCACAGAGACUCCAAGUGGAGAGCCUUGUGCGAUGACAGCUGGGUGCCCAUUGAGUCGCCUCGGAAGCACAUCCUGCUGUUUGCCACCACUCGCAGCGGCUCCUCCUUCACCGGGCAGCUCCUCAACCAGCAUCCAGGGAUCUUCUACGUGUUCGAGCCUCUCUACCACGUCCAGCAGGCCUUCACCAACUCCAGCAGCAGGCUGCGUCGCACCCUGGACCGCCGGGCGCUGCUGGGAGCGUACAGGGACCUCCUCCUCAACCUGUACACCUGCGACCUUCACUUCAUGGAGAACUACAUCCGGCCUGAGCCGCAGGACCACGUCACCAGCUCCUUCUUCCGCCGGAGCUCCAGCCAUGCCCUCUGUUCCCCUCCCGUGUGCUCGGAAGGGGUGGAUGCGACUGCCUCCGAUCCACCCGAUGAGAGCUGGUGUCCUAAGAAGUGCGGGGCGCUGAACCUCACCUUAGCCUCUAUGUCAUGUCUGUCCCGAGGACACGUAGCCAUAAAGACAGUGCGGAUUCCCGAGGUGGGGGACCUGCGCACUCUGACCGAAGAUCCACGUCUGGACCUGAAGAUCAUCCACCUGGUGAGAGACCCCAGAGCCAUCCUCGCCUCGCGCAUGAUGGCGUUUUCCGACCAGUUUCGCGCGUGGAAAAUAUGGAACGCGACGGGGCGGCAGCCUCGAUACGUGGACCUGACGCAGAUCACCAGCACCUGCAAGGACAUGGCGGCUUCGGCGGAGACGGGCCUGCAGAGGCCGGCGUGGCUGCGUGGACGCUACCUGCUGGUGCGAUACGAGGACUUGGCGUUCAACCCGAAGGACAAGGCCGCUGAGAUGUACAGGUUCGUGGGGCUGGAGGUGGAGGACAGGGUGAGGACGUGGAUCGCCAAGAACACCAACAGCAACGCGUCGUCUCCGUCUGAGUGGAACUACAGAUACUCCACCACCAGAGACUCCAGAGCCACGGCGGAGGGCUGGAGGCUCCGUCUCGGUUUUGACAUCGUGAGAACGGUUCAGAAUCUGUGCAAUGACACUCUGGCUCUGCUGGGAUACAAGCAGGUUCACUCUGCAGCCGAGCUACGGAACCUGUCGCACAGCUUAGUGGAACACAGGACAUUCCAGCCGGCCACGUGGUAGAUGUUAGGAAAGGUUUCUGGUAUCUAUUUAUUUAUUUAUUAUAUAUAUAUGAAGUCUCAAGUCUGUCAAGAUGCUGAUAAAAUGAAUGUAAUUUAUCUUAUUUUUGAACAACGCCUAUAGUAAAUUUAAUAUCACUUGUAUUUUCACUUUUUACGGUUUUGUUAAAGAUAUUAAAAGUGCCAAAUUUCAAGCGUGUGUGAUGCUGAAAAAUGAUGCAAAAAUAAAGUCCGUAUAUGUGUUGAACGCUC
Messenger RNA from Stegastes partitus (bicolor damselfish), 1634 nucleotides. Its product is annotated as carbohydrate sulfotransferase 1. Bases 82 to 1386 code for a protein of 434 amino acids. Gene Ontology annotation, molecular function: N-acetylglucosamine 6-O-sulfotransferase activity. NCBI's taxonomy places the organism in Eukaryota, Metazoa, Chordata, Actinopteri, Pomacentridae. Gene Ontology annotation, biological process: sulfur compound metabolic process; N-acetylglucosamine metabolic process. The record is from RefSeq and is a predicted model, not a curated record. The transcript is spliced from 3 exons.